This is a messenger RNA of Thamnophis sirtalis, 1047 nucleotides long. Lineage: Eukaryota; Metazoa; Chordata; Lepidosauria; Squamata; Natricidae. The record is from RefSeq and is a predicted model, not a curated record.
UUUGCCUUGGACUCUGAUUUAAUUCUACAUGAAGAGUCCAUGCUACUAUUCAUUUUCAUUUUUAUAUUGUUGGAAAUAAUAAUUAGUCUGUUUGAUUUUCUCCUAUUAACAGCACAAGAAGGACACCCUAAUGGCUACAUCCAGAAAUGUAAUACAAGCGAUCCAUUGCAUCAAAGUGGCUUUACCAUGGAGACUUCAGAUAAAAAGGCCUGCCAGUUUUAGCCAUGCCUGCUAUAAAAAUAUAUCCUCCGAUUUUGCUGCCAGAGCCCUUUCUGCAAACGCAGUGGAACUUCUUGGCCAUACUUAUCUCUCAGAUAAUUACAGUAAUGUUACCACGAAAAUUAUUUCCAAGGUGGGGAAAAACUUACACAACCAAAGGCAUCAUCCUUUGUGGUUGAUUAAGGAACGUGUGAAAGACCACUUCUACAAGCAGUACUUGGUACGUUCCCGGAACCCACUGUUUUCCGUGUAUGAUGAUUUGCCUCCUGUGGUCACAGUAGAACAAAACUUUGAUAGACUGCUUAUUCCACAAGACCAUCCGAGCAGGAAGAAAGGGGAUAACUACUACUUAAAUCAUACUCACAUGCUAAGAGCUCAUACAUCUGCCCACCAAUGGGAUUUGAUACAUGCUGGACUUGAUGCAUUUUUGGUUGUGGGAGAUGUUUAUCGUCGUGAUCAAGUUGAUAGCACCCAUUAUCCAGUCUUCCAUCAAAUGGAAGGAGUACGGCUCUUUUCCAGCCAUGAAGUAAGUCUGAUUUUUUUUCUCUGAUCAUUAAGAUAAGCUUGAAUUAAAAUAUUAUCUAGAAAAGCUUUCCCCAGUUUUACAAUCUAUUGCAGUGGUGGGUUCCGGAUCCCGUUCCAGUCGGUAUGAUUAGAAUGGGCCUGGCAGCAUCCAUAUGGAUGCACGCAGCGUGCGUGCACACACAUGCAGCACGCGUAUGCAUCUUAGCGCCUCCACAAGCUUCCGCGACGCUUCAGCUGCUCAGCAGAGCGGAGCGCAGGCGUUGUAUGCGCCAUGCGCAGAAGCGCAGAAGACUUAAAAGACCG